CUUCCUUGGAUACCACGAAAACAACACACAUUCUAAUAUAAUGUAAUGGAAAGCGUCGAAAUAACGCAGUAAAUCGUUCACACGUCUUCGUUCCAGUACCUGAAAUAUAUAUCAACAAGAAGAUGGGUCUGCUUGCUAUUUUACGGAAAUUACGAGCAAAUCCUGAUAAAGAGCUACGAUUGUUGCUGUUGGGUCUGGACAAUGCCGGAAAGACGACUAUCUUGAAAUCUUUGGCAAGCGAAGAUAUCACGCAGGUGACUCCAACACAAGGUUUUAAUAUAAAAAGUGUUCAGAGCGAGGGUUUCAAAUUGAACGUUUGGGAUAUCGGUGGAGCUAGAAAAAUUCGACCUUAUUGGCGAAAUUAUUUCGAAAACACGGAUGUACUCAUUUACGUCGUUGAUAGUGCGGAUAUCAAAAGGCUGGAGGAAACGGGACAGGAAUUGUCAGAACUUCUACUAGAAGAAAAGCUACGCGGAGUGCCAUUGUUAGUAUAUGCGAAUAAACAAGACCUGGGACACGCCGUGACGGCAGCCGAAAUAGCAGAGGGACUUGGUUUACACAAUAUUAAGGAUCGUGAUUGGCAAAUACAAUCGUGCAUCGCUACCGAGGGCAAGGGCGUGAAGGAAGGUUUAGAGUGGGCAUGCAAGAACAUUAAAAGGAAGUAGUAAGCACGCCGGAGAAGUCGAGAGACUCGGUUGACGUUUAUGCCACAUUAGGGCGCACGAAAGGAACAGGUUUACACCAUUCCCCAUUGUACAUUUCACACAUGAUCUUUAUUUAUCUUUUAACUACUAUUUACAAAAAGUUAUUGAGAACAUUGUUGUGGAUUCGGUAUGAACGUACGAAUGUCGAACGUGGGUCUCAUCGAACCAGUCGUCAAUCCGUCAUAUCGAACGUAUUCAGUUGUCGGACUUCCGUCCAUUUCGGACUCGAGAAGUUCUAUUUUUCGCAUAAUAGCGAGUCCAUAAAUUAUAUACUGCAAACUAACGUGCCUUCUUGAUGUUUUAACUUAUAGAUUUAGAAUUUUUAUAGAUUCAUCUAGUAAGAAGUAAUAAAGAGAUGGAAAAAGAGGAAA
Solenopsis invicta (red fire ant) is the source of this 1075-nucleotide messenger RNA. Its product is annotated as ADP-ribosylation factor-like protein 3. The coding region runs from base 123 to 665 and encodes 180 amino acids. The record is from RefSeq and is a predicted model, not a curated record. Gene Ontology annotation, molecular function: GTPase activity; GTP binding. Lineage: Eukaryota; Metazoa; Arthropoda; Insecta; Hymenoptera; Formicidae. Gene Ontology annotation, cellular component: cytoplasm; microtubule cytoskeleton. Gene Ontology annotation, biological process: cilium assembly. The transcript is spliced from 5 exons.